AUGACUCGACACGUCUUUACCGAACAAGAGGUGCGGCUCGCAGCAGAACGAAGAAUGAAAUACAUUGGUGCAGCUAAAGUCAGCAUCUGCCAGAUUCAAUUCGAACCUCCCUUGCCACGGGACCUGGACCCUAAAAAUUUGGACCGGCUACGAAACAUCUUCCGGAAGAAUCGUUGUCGCCGCCUAGAUGUCCAAAACCAUGUUCCAGCGACCGUGUCUCGACAUAAUCUCGCAGACGCAUUGCAAAAGGCGAAUGUUCCCCAGGAAGCCUUGCUGACAACCGAAGGCCGGCAAAUUCCUCGACUGGAAUUUAUGGCGGGGCAACUUCGGGGUCUCCAUGGCCGUCAUCGUGUACAAGCGGGUGUUGAGGUACUUCCUCCGGCGGAUCGCUGGUGGACGGUUGAUCUCUACACAGACGACAUGGACCGAGAAUUGAGAGCGGCGUUGGUGGAUGAAUAUUCCAAUCAGAAGAAGCCGGCCGAUGGGGAAGUCUAUCGCAAGAUCAGACAGUAUGAGGGCGAGGGCAAUGAAGCUUUUCGAGAGCGAUGGUUCGUGAGACUAUCGCCCAGCAAUCAAGAGCGUUUAGAUCAACUCGACAAUAAGAAGAACCGUCGUCUCCGACAUGCAUUUGACCGAUUGUUGGCGAUUCCCGGGCUUUGGUCGGGCGGGAUGAGAAUCAGCAUACUUCAUCGAUUGAUCGCUUCGGGCUGCGUUGAGGAGAUAGGAACCUAUUUCGAUCACAUCUUGGAGUUCUGGUCUUCUCUGGUGGGAUCGGAUCAGCGUCUGAUGAAGAAAAUCGAUCAGGAUACGGUUCACACGCUGCAGGUACUGGCACCAGGUAAAUCAUUCGCUGAUGAAAGGAAGGCAUGCGGGCUGGUUCUCAGUGGACUUGUGUUUGCCGAAUUCAGUGCUGAUGAGCGAAAUGCUAUAUGGGCCAAAAUGAAAGCCUUUGAUGGUCUCAUCCCGUCCUUAUACACUUUCUAUGAGGAUUUCAAGUAUCUAGAGAGUUGCUCUCACUGUCUGAAGCGGCUCUUGGGUCCAUCACCCCGAUCUGUGAGGGAAGCCAUGAGCUCGAUCUUUGAUCCAGACUCGGAGUCUGGGGAAGAUCACCGAGAGAAAGGGAAGGGUAUCAUUCAGACUUCGGAGUCUACCUUCCGACGCCUUCAUGCAUCCGAGACAGAAUGCCUCGAGACAGGAUACCAGCAAUUAUGGCUGUAUGCUAUGCGACAUUAUCCACUGAUGCCCCCGGACCCCAGGAACUGUGAUGAUCUGUUGGCCAACCCCACUCGCGCUAAGCCGGACCCGCGCGCGAUCUACGACAUGGCCCAUCUAGCUCACCGGCUCGGCUUUAGGUCCCCAGAAAUUGAUGGGCUGCUGAACAGUUCUCCGAAUCACCAAUUUGCACAAUCGGCCCUCCGCCAGGCCCGGAAGCCAUGCCGGUAUAGAUACGAUGACCAGCACUUUGAGAUUCUGGUGCGCCAGAUUGUAGAUUGCUUUACUAAUGCUGUGCCCGAUCAGUCCGGUCCCCCGCGAGAUAUUUUGGCAGACAGCACCGUCAAGGCGCACGCUCGCUCUGGGGUUCCGCAGACCCGCACCCAUGUUCAAGAUGCUCCUUUAUUAUUCUUAGAUCGAUUGCAUGCUGAUGUUGAUGCCGCCGAUACAAUCACUAGCUUUUUUGUCCGGCGUUGUGUCUUUUUCGCCUUUUGGGGGAAGUCGCCAACGGUUGAUCCCAUCAAUAACAGAAGAUGCGGCAAUUUGAAUACAGACCAAGGGGUUGAAGAGGGGAUGGGAUCGCCGUUGUUUGUUGAAAAGGAACAUGCGCCGGGCUUUGAUCCGUCUGCACGGCACAAGGGCGCAUCAGGCAGGUCAUCUCUUAUUGGAAGAAGCAACGCUUCAACACGUCUGGUACUCUCCUGUGAGAUCGACCAUUCAGAAAAUAGACCCGAGCCUAUGGACUUAGAUCCUCUCGAGCCAGCUCAAGAUGAGGAAAUCUUUGAUCAGAGAAGUCCAUCGGAUGGAGACCACUCUACUCCCGGGGGAUCCCCGAGCCAAUCAGUGCUAGAAAUAGUCCCUUCUGGUUACUCGCCCAGGGCUAAUCCAGAGUUUGGAGAUUCUAGGAGUGAAUGCACUCAGAUCUCGCUGGAAACAGUCUCACUCGAGUGGGAUCAGGGCGAGCGAGCAACAGGAGAGGAACCCAGUCCAGACACUGGAUCUGCCCUCGGGAUUGAUUGA
This is a messenger RNA of Penicillium manginii, 2232 nucleotides long. Its product is annotated as DUF3723 domain-containing protein. The transcript is spliced from 3 exons. The coding region runs from base 1 to 2232 and encodes 743 amino acids. NCBI's taxonomy places the organism in Eukaryota, Fungi, Ascomycota, Eurotiomycetes, Eurotiales, Aspergillaceae. The record is from RefSeq and is a predicted model, not a curated record.